GUUUUUUCAUUAUUUUUUAAUCUUUUCUUUCGUCCAUUGAUAUCAGCACCCAUGCAAUUCUUCGCAUUGUCUCUUGUGUUUAUGUUUAUUACACUUCUGGCUUUGCGACUUGAUGACUUUAUUUAUUGGCCAUAUUGGGUCGUUUUCUUUCCCCUCUGGCUAUGGCAAUCCGUCAUAUUUGGUGGGUUUUUAUUUGAAAUAUUUGCUUUCUGUCGCAGCCCUCGCUAUUACAUUGAAACCCAGGCUCAUUUCAAAAAUGCUUUCUUUGAUGCGUUUUUUCAUAUCAAUCUUCUAUUUUUCGAAAUUUUGGCAUGCAAUCGACUUGAAAAUGCUCAUUACAAUGAAAACGGUUGGAUAUCCGUCUUCAUCCCUUUGAUAAUACUUAGUAUUGUUGGAAUAUUUGUCAGCUUUUGGAUAAUCAAAAAUGAUUUCGACGGCGAUCUUCAUUUUAUUGUCUCUUCUAAUAUCUUAUUUUUUAUCUUCAUUGCUCUAAGAAUGGAGGUAAUUAUAGACUGGAGUUGGAAGCUUGUUUUUCUACCCAAUUGGAUUUCUCUCGGAUUUUUCUUCACUCUGGAAAUAAUUGAAAUAAUUAUGUCAAUUUCUCGUUUCAUAUGUGCUAAUAGGCUUCAGGAUUAUCGCCAGCAAUCAUUUUGUAUUAGUGUUGGCUAUGCCAUUUCCCUUUUAUUGAUUAUCACUUCGGGAGUUUUAUUUGCUCUAAAAAAGGACAAUGACCUUUAUCUUCCUUGUGUAAUUAUUGCCUCCCCUCUCAUGUCUGCCUUGACGGUUUUUAUGAGUCUCUGCUUCUCUGUUAGAUCACAUUUUCAAUGGCGUCGAUGCUUCCAACUGUUCUAUCGACGGACAAUCGAAAUGUGUUAUCCCCUUCAGGAAUAUGGGAACAUUUCUUAUAAACUCAGCAGCCUACAUCAAUCAUCAUCCUAUGACCAGUAA
Rodentolepis nana is the source of this 948-nucleotide messenger RNA. The record is from the annotation of a GenBank genome assembly. NCBI's taxonomy places the organism in Eukaryota, Metazoa, Platyhelminthes, Cestoda, Cyclophyllidea, Hymenolepididae.